Molecule: messenger RNA, 6033 nt
Organism: Diaporthe batatas
Lineage: Eukaryota; Fungi; Ascomycota; Sordariomycetes; Diaporthales; Diaporthaceae
Exons: 7
Coding region: 194-2119 (641 amino acids)
Biological process (GO): transmembrane transport; metal ion transport
Cellular component (GO): membrane
Molecular function (GO): cobalt ion transmembrane transporter activity; cobalt ion binding; magnesium ion transmembrane transporter activity
Source: RefSeq, a predicted model, not a curated record
CACAGACUCACACUGUCACCCACCUCGGUAGGCACCUUGGCUGUGUGGCCGCGACCCUGUACGGAGCAGUCGAGCGCAGGUAAGAAAGCCACCUGCAGCUGUGCGGCACAAUAGCGUACCGGCGCGUUCCUGUAAGCUGCGCAUUCCUUCAACGUCCAUCCACCUCUUUUUAUCUGGACUGCCGCCCGCCAUCAUGGAGAAGUCGCCUCCGACAACAGUUCACGCGGUUGCCUUCAAGGACAUUCCCGCCAUGGACGCUCCAGAUACGCCAACGGCUGCCGCUCACGCCUCUCAGAAGGAGCCAAUUCCUGUCAAUGAGGUCUUCAACAACUACCAUGAGCAGUUUCACGACUUCGACGACCCGGACACUUAUGAGGAGUACAUGGAAAAGGCUACAAGCCGCUUCACCUCCAACUUCGUCGUUCGCUUUGGCGAGAAAAAGUCCAGGAUCGCCACUAAUCUCACAGACCAAGAUAUCGACGCCCUCAUCCACCAGACAGCACCGGGGAAGGGGGACAAGGAACUGCCCGUGACUUGGAUUAAUCUUUGGUCCGUCAAUAAGAAUGUUGAUGUCAUCCGGCGGCUUGCCGGGCGCUACAAGUUCUCAACCCGCUUGACCUACUCAAUCCUGACAUGGGACGAUGCGAGACAGCAAUUGGCAGAAAGAUCGUCCCCUGCUGGACCUGUCAAGCAGGAUCAUUGGCGGCGCCUCCGGGCGAGAACCACGGCAUUGCGGACGUCUGACCCGGAGCAGGGUGUCAGAGACGACCCAACGGCAGCACAGCAAAAUACCUCUAGCACCCCGAGGCUCAAUGACGAGGAUCUGGACAUGUUCAAGCUCUUGCAGGGCACCUACAAUUACACGACCGUCGACCAUGGCACAGAAUUCAUUUGCAUAGGAGCCAACUGGUUGCAUGAGAGACCCAAGCAACUCCUGUCACCAGAACUGGUUAACGUCUAUGAAGCAUCUGCUGAAUUAGUGCCUCCGAAGCACUGGGCUUGGUACAUCCUCACAAGCGACCACACUGUCAUAUCAAUCCAAGAAAGCCCGGUAUACCUCGAGAUACCAAAGAGUAUCAAGGUCGACCAAUCAAAGCUGCGCAUGGAGGAAUUGCAGAGUAUGCGCAAAAACACAAGGGCUCUUCUGUCCCAGCUGUCCUCGAUAGGAAUCCUCAAGUAUUUGCGCAAGAUUUCUUCCCAAAAGGGUGUUCGGUCCGAUCUGAAGCCCAGGGCCGAGCGCGGUGCUGUCCCCCAUGCCAGGACCACCGUGAAGGAGUCAGAGGCCGACGUCGAUGGUUCAGCCAACCUAUUCUUUUACCUUUUUGAAGACUACUCUGCCGGCAUUUCAAUUCUCAAGGAUUCUAGCUCGACCUUAAGCAGGCUGACCGACGAAGUACUUCAAAUAACCGAUCGACACAACAAGGACAGGGACUCUUCAUACAUCAUCAAGAUCCUCUACGCGAGAAGCAAAGACCUGCGUCAACUGAAGCACCUGUUCGAGAGCUACGAAAAGCUCUUCAAGGGGAUCAUGGACCUAGGCACCGACACAGGAAGCGAGGACAGGGACCCGGUGAACAACUCAACGGCCAACUUAAACGGGACGCCGGCAAGGGGUGUCAAGCUGUCACAGAAAGCGUAUGAUCGAUUCGCACGGCUCAACGACCGCCUCAAGCUUCUCAUGAUGGACACGAUUGACGAGUACCUGGAGGAGAAGUCGUCGCUGUCCAACACGUACUUCAACCUCCUCGCGCUCAAGGACUCGCAAGCGACGGCCAAGCUCAACCGCUCGGCCUCCCUGCUUGCCAAGCUCUCUGUCUUCUUCCUCCCCAUAUCGUUCAUGACGUCCUACUUCUCGGUAGAGAUCCCCGAGCUGAGCGAGACUUGGACUGGAAGGACGUACUGGAUUAGCUUCGCGGUGAUUGCCACGCUGUCUUUCAUGAGCCUGUUCUUCUUCAGCCGGCUGCUGAUGAUAGUCUCUGACGUGCUGGACGAGAAGCUGAACAACAUGCAGAAGGGCACGUGGAGGACGAUGAAGACGGUGGCCAGCGGGGUCACGACGAAGAACAAACGGCGAACGGGAGACGAGGAUAGCGACGAGAAACGAUUAGAUGACGACUAGUUUUGGUCAAUUGUGGGUGGCGUCCAACAUCCGCCGUGAGCAUGCACGUGGUUGGACUGGAAGGGAAGCUUGUAGCUGGAAGGGAUUGAUCCGAAGGGCUGUGGCGUUACUGUUGUAAUUCUAGGAGCAUACAUGCAAGGGCGUUGGGAGGUUUGAUGUGCUUUGUCGAAAUUAAUACCCAGCACUUGAGGUUUCAAGCCAAGGAAUAUAUGAUAUUUUGAUGCAAACUUCUAGUCGAGACCAUUCCAGUGUACGCAGCCGGCCAUUCAACGGAGUUUAAAUUUCUAACAUGGACAGAUAUCUAUGUUCACGUUCACGGAAUAUCAACAGCCCUUCGCUCCCAUCAUGUACAACUUGAAUCCAUGCCGCUGUGACGAGUCUGCUUCUGCUGAGAACAGACUUGCGGAUAAGUAAACAUUAGUAGAAAGAAGACAUCCGUAGAAAAAAAAAGAAAAUCUCGUAACUCGUGAGAUUCAGGGCCCAUCAAUGUCAUCUAUCUCAUAUCGUGCCGGGUCCCCAUGCAAACCCCCUCCCCGGGCCGCCAUCAUUAUCUCAUCUGGCCAAUAAAAGACAGAACCACGCCUCACAUGCCCAUGAUGCCAAACCCAACACCGGCCGCAACUCCAGCCACGACGCCCAUACAAGGCAUAUGCGUCGGCGCCGCGUUGGCACUGCCCACGGUGAACCCGGCCGUCGAGCCAGCCUCGCAGUAGGAGCCCUGGAUCGAGUGGCAGGCAACACUACUCAGGCUGGAGCAGACGCUCGUGGCGCUGGCCGUGGGCAAGGUGGCCCCCGCGUUGGCACCGAUGGUGGUGGUGCCGCCGUUCCCGGCCGGCACGACGAUCGUGACGGCGCCGCCGCCGCCGCCGCCCUCGAGGUCCGCCGUGCAGGCCUCGUAGUUGGCGCUGCACUGCGAGACGGCGCGGGAGCAGGCGCCCGCGUUGGAGAAGCUCGUCGCGAUGUAGGGGAAGCUGAAGUAGGCGUUGGGCACGUAGCUAACGGCGGUGGUGGUCGGGGGCCGGAAGCUCGAGGGCGCGGUCCCCGUGCACACGGCGCCGGCGGGGCAGCACGCCGGGGAGUUGUCGGCGUCGAGGGCGCACCGCUGCCCGUCGGCGCAGCAGAUCCCGGCGAAGGCGGACCCUUGGUCCGCGCAGCUGCUCGUCCCCGCGAUGCAGCCGUCCGUGUCCGUCUGGCGGGCGAGGAGCUCGUGGACCGGGUGUGCGGCUCGGAGCCGGCCUCCCACCGUGGGUGUGGCUGUCUCGGCUGGGAGGAAGGGCUGCGGCUCGGCGGCGACUGCGGGCAGGAAGAGGAGGAGGGAGGUGGUGAAGAGGGGUAAUGAGAGGAUCUGUCUUCGUCUCAUCGUGAUCUGAGGGGUCCCCUGGGGACAGACCCAAGUCGAAAAUCGGGUCUGAGUUGUCGAGAGAUCGGACGUUCGAAAAGACGAGGUGAUCGGCGGUUCGCAGUGCAGACUAAUUAGGCCGUGUGUGGCACACGGACGAGUUGAGGAGCUUAAAAGGUGAGUCCCGAGGCCUGGUGCUUAUCUGGUGCUUAUUGGUAUCACCAGUUUUGUCUUUCAGCUUGGCUGAGAUGAAAUCAAUGCCGAUAAUGAUGCAGAUGACUCGAUUGGCGAGUUAGUAUUGGUCGAUGUGGAAGGACCAGAGGCAGAGUAAAGGUUCAGAUGGACACGAGAAAUGUCGAGGUGAGUGAGAUGUGAGGCGAGCAACCCCAAAGAUGGCUGGCUGGUCGAUGUCGAAUGAGGUGGCUGGGUGUGCAGCGAUACUCCGUACCUUCCUCACGACUUACAGCCAAGGGCUGGCAGGGCUGGCGGGCUGGGGUAAGCGAUGCACCCCGCCCACGGAGCGGCCUUUAGAUUUUGAGCUCCUCGAGCUGAACGUGCUUCACUGAAAACCAGCCCCCCAGAGCUCCCUGCUCUCACACGCCAUCGAGCCUGCUUCGAGGUACUUGGACACCCACCCAGAGCCUCGGAUAAGUGUUGGUGUUGGUUGGGCUUCUCUCGGCCGGGAGCAAGACCCUUGCACACUAGGUCGAGGUAUUGUUGUGAUGUCAUCGCAGUCGGCAGAGCAACCUGACAGCUCUGGCCCAACCCCGCAUUUGUCAAUUGGCAUCAAUCGCUACCCGCCCUGGGGCUGCCUGGGGUGGAGCCCUCAAUGUGACUGGCGUGGGGUAGGGUUUGACACGCAGAUUGGCAGACACGCUGGACACGGUCCGUCUGGUCGUGGGAUGUCAGGAUGCCUGGACUCCCGUGACGGGCAGUGGUCCACACGGCAGAGGACGAGCAUGUGAAGAUGGACGACACGUCCUGGCGCGCCUGGAAGACACGGCCAGAAGGUGUGCCCUCGUGCCUGGAUCUGCUGACCGCCUGGCGUGCCUGCACCCUCCAGCAGCCACCCCGUGCCGCCUCGUGGGCCCUAGGCCGUUUCCGUUUCGCAUUCUAUAAACGGGCUCGCACGCGGGUGAGGAUGGUUCGCAGCUGCCGUACUGCUGGUGCGCUCGUCGCCUGCUGGUCUUUGGAAUCUUUGAUCUGCGCCACCUCUGUGCGGGCCUCGUCCACCAACGAGCCCAGGUCGCCCCAGACCUCGUCUGUGUAGCCCGUCAGGACCCUGUUCCACUGCUCCAGCCAUAUCUGACCUGCCUCUGCCGGCUCUGUCACACCAAGGUUCAUGUGGCUGUUCUCAGUUGCCCCUGGACCAGAGCCAGCAGUCCCGCCCAGCAAGAAGUCUGGCACAAAGUUGAGCAUGUUGUUCCAGUCGGUAGCCGACAUCUGGCCCGAGCCUCCCUCCUCGAAGAGGGCCUGCCUCAGGUUCCUCAUCUCCUCAUCGGAAAUCGUGGGACCUUGCUCCAAGUCUGGGGCCUCCUCUGUGACCUGUGAGAGCAACCGCACCACUUCCACGCCGUCUUGAGCCUGCUGCGCGGCAACCGAAUGCGCACCCGCGAGAAUGGGCGCACCAUGCGUCCCGGGCAUUUCUGCAGCUUCUGCAGCACGACCACCGGCUCGCUGCCAUGCCUCAUCCAGACCUACCGGUUGCGUCGCGACGAAUGCAGGUGUGCCAUCCAAGAAGUCGGAGAAGGCAGCCUCUCCAGCCGCGGCGUGAGCAUCUGCAUCGGCCGACCGAAACCCACCGGUAUUCCCAGACGUGCCCGCUGUCGAUGAAGGGAAGGAUGUCUCACCUAGGGCCGAAGACUUGCUGCUUGACGAUGGCCCAGCUUUGCCUGACGACGAGAGUCCUGCAACAUCACUCGCUUUUGGUUUGCCAUGCAGUACGCUUUGUGACAGACUCACGGCCGACCUGCCAACACGGGACACAAUCGAAUCCGCCUCGGGAGACCUUGAGGUCUCUGACUCCUGAUCCUGGCCCGUUUCGCUCCUGACCGCGUCUUUCCCCUUCUCUUUCCCUCUGCCUGGUUCCGUGCCAGGGUCACCGGCUCCAUGCUUCCCACCAGCUCCAGCUCCAGCCCCAGCCUCCAUCAUGCACACGAGACCAGGAAUCAGUUUUGAGAGCAGAGCUACUUCUCGAGUUGACUUGAUAUGAUGGUAACAAAUUGAGCAGACUGAAAUGAGUCAAAGUGGUUGACAACUUUCCCAGUUUCUGGAUGUCACCUGACAAGAGAGCAAAGAGUUGAGGUUGGGGGAAGUAGGUUAUAUUGGUUGGGUGACAAGGGUGCUUCACGAGCAAGUGACAUGUGCGAGCUGUCGAAGUGGGCUGGCUGGCUGACUGGCAGCAACACACAAGAUGAAUGCAAGCAUGUAAGGUUUGGUUCCAGGCCAGGGUCAAAUAUGCAUAUCAUUGCCAUGCAUCUCUGGCUUGCAGAGGCAGGGAAUGUGGGACAGGCGUCCUUUGUCUGCCUAGGCACCCGUAUUGUCCGCAUAGCCGGGCUCUGGAGGCAUCUAUAUC